Molecule: messenger RNA, 3654 nt
Organism: Alosa alosa (allis shad)
Lineage: Eukaryota; Metazoa; Chordata; Actinopteri; Clupeiformes; Clupeidae
Gene: adam19a
Product: ADAM metallopeptidase domain 19a
Exons: 24
Coding region: 190-3048 (952 amino acids)
Biological process (GO): proteolysis
Molecular function (GO): metalloendopeptidase activity
Source: RefSeq, a predicted model, not a curated record
CAUUCAUACGCCAAGCAGCAGAGCGUGCGCAUCACUCGCGAGCUACACGCUCACUCGCAAUCAGAUCCAUUUCUUGUUUUCACGCGCUCCGCUCCCAUAUCCAAAGAGGACGAGGCGGGAGGGGGGGAUCCGCGCGAGUGAGCCAUCGAGAGCCUGGGAGAACGGACCACGGUUCCGACCGCGACAGGGAUGUAUAGCAAACACCGACAGAAAGAUGGCCAAUUUUUAUCGCUACAAUGCAGACAUUCGCUAAUAAUGUUGUCGCUGUUACUUCUGAACGCCAUCCUGCAGAGCGCGAGUGGAGACGUUCGGGAACAAGUGUCUUCAGAAUCCUCCGGCGGGCGGAUGGUGACGGCUCAGUGGCUCUUGCGAGGACGCAGCCGACGGGAUGCCGGGCCACACACACAGGACCAGUUCCCAGACAGAGGAGAGAUUGUGGUGUCGGCGCAGGACCUGGAAUUGGUGCUACAGGUGGAGCGAAAUCAGGAGCUCCUCGGUGAAGACUUCACAGAGACCCAUUACCAAGAGGAUGGAACUCCAGUGACCCUCACAUCCAAUCAAACAGAUCACUGCUUCUAUCAUGGGCGAGUGCAAGGUCACAUGGACUCCUGGGUAGCUCUCAGUACGUGUUCAGGAGUAAGGGGCCUGAUUGUCUUGAAUGAAAAUGACACAUACUACCUGGAGCCCAGGGGAGGACAGGAGGUCAUCCAUCACUCCUUCUACCGCACCGAGGAUCUGCCCAUCCAGGGCGGCACUUGCGGGCACGGGCAUCAGACUGGACACCCUGGACUCAUCUCCAGACUCAUUCAACCUUUGCAUCAAAGGGUGAGACGCAACGCCUGGGGCACGACCAAGUACAUGGAGCUGUACAUCGUGGCCGACAGCACCCUGUACAAAAGACAAAACAAGGAUUAUCACAAAACGAAGCUGCGGAUCAUGGAAAUCGCUAACUACGUUGAUAAGUUCUACAGGGCCCUGAACAUCCGCGUGCCCCUGAUUGGCCUGGAGGUGUGGACGGAGCGGGACCAGUGCAUCGUCAACGAGGAGCCCAACGCCACGCUCUGGUCCUUCCUGCAAUGGCGCCAGAAACUCAAGUCCCGCAAGAAGCGACAGCUACUGACGGGCGUGAUCUUCAAGGGUACCACCAUUGGCAUGGCACCACUGGAGGGCAUGUGCAGCCAUGAGAACUCCGGGGGCAUCAACGUGGACCACUCCGAGUUCCCCAUCGGCGCUGCCGCCACCAUGGCCCACGAGAUCGGCCACAACUUCGGCAUGAGCCACGACCACGAGGGCUGCUGCGUCGAGGCCUCGGCCGAGCAGGGCGGCUGUGUCAUGGCCGCCGCCACUGGGCACCCGUUUCCCAAGGUGUUCAGUGGCUGCAGCAAAAGGGAUUUGGACAACUACUUCCAGAAGGGAGGGGGCAUGUGCCUGUUCAACAUGCCCAACAUGAAGGACCUCGUCGGGGGGAAGCGCUGCGGGAAUGGCUUCGUGGAGGAGGGGGAAGAGUGUGACUGUGGGGAGGCAGAGGAGUGCACCAAUGACUGCUGCAAUGCCAACAACUGCACACUGAAGGCGGAGGCAGAAUGUGCUCACGGGGUCUGCUGCGAGGGAUGCAAGCUGAAGCAGGCGGGCACCAUGUGCCGCGGGCCAGCCGGGUCAUGUGACCUGCCCGAGUACUGCACGGGUGGCUCGCCAUACUGUCCGGCCAACGUCUACCUGCUGGAUGGCUCCACGUGUCAGAGUGGCCACGCCUACUGCUACAACGGCAUGUGCCUGACCCACGAGGCGCAGUGUCUACAGCUGUGGGGCUACGGUGCCCGUCCUGCACACGAUGCCUGCUUUCAGGACGUGAACGUGGCUGGCAACGCUUUUGGCAACUGCGGAAAGGACGCCCAGGGUAACUACGUGAAAUGCGACAAAAGUGAUGCCAAGUGUGGUAAGAUCCAAUGCCACAGCGCUGCCAAGAAGCCCAAGGGCACCAAUGCCGUGUCCAUCGACACCACCAUCCGCAGGAAUGGCAUGGACGUCAAGUGCAGGGGCACCUACGUCUACACCACCCAGGAGGGGCAGGGCGACCUGCCUGACCCGGGCCUCGUCAUAACGGGCACCAAGUGUGGAGAGGGGAAGGUGUGCAAGGACCGCCGCUGUCAGAACGCCUCCUUCACCGAUCUGGAGAACUGCUUAGGCCGUUGCCAUGGUCACGGGGUAUGCAACAGUAACGGAAACUGCCACUGCAACCGUGGUUGGGCACCCCCUUUCUGCGAGAAGCCAGGCCUGGGCGGCAGUGUGGACAGCGGGCCUGUCCAGUACGACAGUCAGCUGGGCUUGGUCAUUGGGCUGCUCUUUGCCUUCCUGGUGCUACUCCCGGCCAUUCUGAUCUCCUUCUACUGCUUCAAGAUCAAGAGCUCCUACUACCACAAGUGGCUUUCACAAAGAGAGAAGACCAAGGCCAGCAGACAUGAGGCUUCCAUGGAGAAGGGGAAGAAUGGUCACUUAAAUCCAGCCUUUCAUCUGAAGGUCGUCGCAGCUUCAAACAAGGGCACCAACCUUAAGGGGAUUCCUCACACCAGCAAAGAAGUCCUUCCUCUCAGGCCAGGCCCCAUGCCCAACGGCUCGCAGCCGGUCAACGUGGUGCGUCCACUGCGGCCAGCCCCGUCUCCGCGCCCCUCUCCCCGGGACAUCAAGGGCCCGCGGUCGCACCUCCCCACCAGCAAGCCGCCCGCCGCACCCCCCAAGUCGCCCGCGCACACACACACCCACAAGCUCAGCCCGCCCAAGAAACCGCUGCCGCUCAACCCCACACGCUCACCACUGCUGGCGUCUGAGUUGCAGUCGCGCCACUCCCCGUCUCCUCCCCAGAGGCCCCUGCCACUCAGCCCUGCCCGGGCCACCCCGCCCAAGCCCUCCUCGGGCGGCCUGCUGGUCAUGAUGCCCCCCGCCGUGGGGCCCAAGCCCGUGGGCAUGGUGACGGCCACGCCCCCUCUCAAAGCAUUCAGACCCGUACCUGGAGCGAAACCAAACACAGCCUCAUCGCCUUUCAGAAAAUGACCCUGGUAGGAACUGAGCUCUGGAAUAGAGACUGCAGUCAGCCUUAUUUGCACUAAAAUAAAACAUAAAGACCUUGUUUGGAGGCUGUUAAAAAACAAAAACAGGACAGGCUCACUGUCCAACAGGCAUCCCUCCAGGAGAGGCAGAGUGGUACUGGGGUCGAGUCGAGGCUCUGCAACCCACUUCCCUCCCCGCCACACGCUCCCAACGCUGACGACCCCACCGUGCUUGGCAAACGCGCCCGGCACAUGACAAGACGCGGUUUUUGCACUCGGAAGACGCAGAUGCAGAACUGAGACAACAAAAUCAAAAAGUUUUUAGUUUCGAGGGUGGGGUGGGGUGGGGGUGGAGUGGUCAUUUUACCAAAAUCUUGAUUCAAUCGUCAUUACGUUUACGUGUUUUGUGUAUCAGUUUGUUUUUACUUGUCGUGUUUUUUUUGUUUUUUUUUAAAUAACUGUCUUGUUUACAUUUGCUUUUUAAUGUUUAUGUAUGAUGUGCCAAAGACAGUUUUUGUUCAAAUGUUCACUCAUUUUUUUCCAUGUGAAUCUUCUCAAGUGUAUGUUUGUUUUUCUUCGCAUCCUUACAUAAAACCCACUGUUUUUUUUA